Ixodes scapularis (black-legged tick) is the source of this 1602-nucleotide messenger RNA. RefSeq names its product tudor domain-containing protein 5. The transcript has a single exon. NCBI's taxonomy places the organism in Eukaryota, Metazoa, Arthropoda, Arachnida, Ixodida, Ixodidae. Bases 184 to 1281 code for a protein of 365 amino acids. The record is from RefSeq and is a predicted model, not a curated record.
CACGCUCUUUAUCACUCUUCAUUAGGGAGCUCUCAGGGAGAGUGUCUUUAGGUUCGUUAGCACAGUAGUCGUAAGUAAAGCGUUGGUCGUGACGCUGACACACGCACACCUGAACCUGCUUUGCCUGCGUGCCUGUGUUGCCUGUAGUGUGAACUGCGUGAACCCAAAAUCUAGGGUGCCCACAUGAGCCGUGGGCGAAACGGGAACAAAUGCUGCAAGGGGCGGAAUCACCAAACUCUUUCAACUCAACAGCAGCGAAGACGUCACUCGCUCCCUCCCCGUAUGACCAAACGUUCGGAUAAUCGGAGCAUGGUUGACCUCUCUGCGGCCAGCCUACCCUCUUCAACGGACCUUCAUCCUGCUGCCGAAGUUGAUUCGAGCUUGGAUUUGUGCAGUGUUCUCGAAAGCAUGCUGAAAGGGGAACCAGGCGGACUCGCACUCAACAGAAUCCUGGCGUUUCUCAGAAGGCACACCGGCUGGAAGACCCUGGGAGGCACCGAUGUCCUUGACGUCUGCAUGAUGCACAGCGAGUUGCUUCUCUUCAGGGUCCUUCACGGCGAGAUUGUCCUUUUCCUCAAGGAGUCGUCACCGUCAGCUGGAUCUCCAGCGGUGCCCAUCGAACAGAAGAGCUUCUCGCUGUUAGAGCCCGUGUUGCUUCCGCAGCUGUCUUCCAAUGACUACUUUCCGGUCACGGUAACGCACGUCGCCACUCCCCACGAAAUUGUGCUCAAUAUGCAGACGCCAGAAACGUCCCAAGCGACGUCUUCUUUGGUGAGUGCCAUGGCCGACUUCUACUCCGACCAGCGCGCCCGCACGGCUCUCGGAAGAUACGUUUCGAUAGGAUGUGCUUGCGCUUUUUUCGACGCCUCUGCUUCAGAGAGCGACGGCCGAAGGUGGCGCCGAGGCAUCGUGACGGACGCGCUCGGGGGCGACCCCGUCGAAGUCUUCGACGUCGACUCCGGCAAGAAGACGCCUGUGCCCUGUGAAGACCUGUACGUCCUGCUUCCGAAGUUUCACGAGCUCCCAUGCCAGGCCAUCAACGCCAGACUGGCCAUGAUCCACCCUCUCGGCGGGACCGACUGGGACACCGCCGUGUCGGACAGACUGGUCGAACUUUCGCGUGACAAAGUCCUCAUGUGUUCGGUCGUCGGUUGUAAGGGUGGAAUCCUGUACGUACUGCUGUGCGAUACUAAUUCUCUCGAAGAUGCCUGGCUCAAUAUGAUGUUGGUUGAGGAAGGACUAGCCAUGUACUACGACGAUGACUGCGAGGUGCAGCGGUGAAGCGUCAUCUGGCCAAUUUGAGAUGCAUUUCGUUUGGCACUUCUGAGUAUGUUUCCAUGGCGUAGCACCAUGCGUUGCGGUGGCCUAUCGAUAUUACGAUUUAAUGUUAGUCAAACAUGUUUCUUAAGUCAUUCCAGAUGCUAUGGUGUAAGGUUGGUGCCUUCGGAGUCUGCUAGCUAGUGCUUUUGUUUUCGCUUAUACCUUUCAUAUGCUGCUUAUUUUACUGGACUAAGCAGAGUCUCUUAUCUCGAGUCACCUUUAUAUAACUAUGUGCCUUGCUUACUCAAAAAAGAGUGCAAUAAUAAAAAAUGCUACAGAUUA